Messenger RNA from Nannospalax galili (Upper Galilee mountains blind mole rat), 2278 nucleotides. RefSeq names its product clathrin light chain B (gene Cltb). Gene Ontology annotation, molecular function: structural molecule activity; clathrin heavy chain binding. The transcript is spliced from 6 exons. Lineage: Eukaryota; Metazoa; Chordata; Mammalia; Rodentia; Spalacidae. Gene Ontology annotation, biological process: clathrin-dependent endocytosis; clathrin coat assembly; intracellular protein transport. Gene Ontology annotation, cellular component: clathrin coat of coated pit; clathrin coat of trans-Golgi network vesicle; synaptic vesicle membrane. Bases 180 to 869 code for a protein of 229 amino acids. The record is from RefSeq and is a predicted model, not a curated record.
GCCGCGGCGCCGCAGCCGCAGUGACAGGCGAGCCCGUCUGGGUGACGAGGGCAAGUGCGGGCCGUGGCGAGCCGUCCCCGCGCAGCCUGCUCGGGGCGGCGAGGGUGACAGUUGCGGCCGCCGAGUGCAGCGCGGGCAGAGCUCAGCUGGGCGGAGGCUUCAACCCAGACGCGGGGAAAAUGGCUGAUGACUUCGGCUUCUUCUCGUCGUCCGAGAGCGGGGCCCCGGAGACCGCCGAGGAGGACCCGGCGGCCGCCUUCCUGGCCCAACAGGAGAGCGAGAUUGCUGGCAUCGAGAAUGAUCAGGGCUUCGGGGCACCUGCCGGCAGUCAGGUGGCCUCGGCGCAGCUGGGACUCGCGAGCGGGGCUGGUUCUGAGGACAUGGGGACUACAGUCAAUGGAGAUAUGUUUCAGGAGGCUAAUGGGCCUGCCGAUGGCUAUGCUGCAAUUGCCCAGGCAGACAGGCUGACUCAGGAGCCGGAGAGCAUCCGAAAGUGGAGAGAGGAACAGAAGAAAAGGCUGCAGGAGCUGGAUGCUGCCUCUAAGGUGAUGGAACAGGAGUGGCGGGAGAAGGCCAAAAAAGACCUAGAGGAGUGGAACCAGCGCCAAAGUGAACAAGUUGAGAAGAACAAGAUCAACAACCGGAUUGCUGACAAAGCAUUCUACCAGCAGCCAGAUGCUGAUAUCAUCGGUUAUGUGGCAUCUGAGGAAGCUUUUGUGAAGGAAUCCAAGGAGGAGACCCCAGGCACAGAGUGGGAGAAGGUGGCCCAGCUGUGUGACUUCAACCCUAAGAGCAGCAAGCAAUGCAAAGACGUGUCCCGGCUGCGCUCGGUGCUCAUGUCACUGAAGCAGACACCACUGUCCCGCUAGGUGCCUGCUAUAAGUAUGGCCCUAAAGCAUAGGCCAUGCUGGGGCAAGAGGAGGAGCAGCUGUUUCGCUAGGGUGGAACUUCCUCUGGCAGCUGCCACACACAGCCUAUUCUGUUCCUCCCCAUCUUUGAGAGCUGGGAAAUGGGACCCUUACCCUUCUCUCCCCUCCCUCCCUCUUGGCCCUAUGUUCUAGCUCUGCACAACUUCUCAGUCCACUCAACUGUGACUGUCCUUCCUGAUGUAUUUUUUUUUUCUUGGCUUAAAGGGUGUGUUAACUCUUUUUACACUUAUUUAUUAUCAUCUUUAUUUCUCUGGAAGCCACAACUGGUGUCGGGGCUCAGUUUGUGCUUAGAACUUUGCCAGCCUCAUGCCCUGGAGAAGUGAGGCUGGACCCUAGAAAUUCAGCAGUUCACAGACGGAAGUAGGAGCCCCAACAUUCUAUCUGCUGCCUCCCUCCUCAGAAGAAAAGACAAGCUCUCACAAAACAGUUUUGCAACCUUUUUUUUUUUUGGUUUUUUUUUUGAGACAGGGUCUCCCUGUAGCACCAGCUGUCCUGGAACUCACUAUGUAGACCAGGCUGGACUUGAACUCGCUGGGAGUGCUGGGAUUAAAGGCGUGCGCCACCACACCCAGCUGCAACAUCUUUUAUGACCCUUUACUAAGUUUGAAGGUGGGGACUCUGCUCUUAUAAACAGCUGAGGAAACUAAGGCUCCCAAAAUGGAAGUAGCUUGCAGUGGGAGGGAGGAGGCAAGACCAGAGGUCCUUGCAGUAGUUUCCAAGCCUGGGUAAGAGGCUGGCAAAUAUAUACUGUCAGACCCUCUUUCUUGGGGUUGGCCAGAACCCUUUGGAUGUGGAAGGAUGUGCUACACUGCAUAUGCACCUCCCAUCUUCAGUUGUUCCCUCUUGUGGAUUUGGGAUAAACAGGUGACCACACCUUCUUCCCUCUUCAGCAGAUGCUAUAAAAACAGGACGUUUAAGCUAUUGUAAUCUGCAUGGUAUUUAAAAAGAGUUGACUAAUUGCCAACAGUAUUAGGCCUCUAGUUCUGCUAUGCUCAAAACUGACUGGCUUAGAACAUGUGAAAUUUAUUGUCUCACAGUUCUGGAGGCUAAAUUCUCAAAUCUGGGAAUCACCCAGAAUCUCCACUGCCUCUGGAGAUGCCUAGGGCAGGAUCUGCACCUCUUUCCUAGCUUCCGGUGGCUAAGGCAUUCCUUGGCUUGCAGAUACCUCCCUCAUUUUGCCUACAUCAUCACAUGGCUGUCUUCUCAUCUUCCUUCUACUUAUGUCUGUGUCCAAAUUUUCUUUUUAUAAGGAUACCAUACUAUAUUGGAUUAAGGCCCACUUUAAAUACAUUAUUUUAAUUAUUAGUGGCUAUAAAGUUCCUACUGACAAAUAAGGCCUAAGGAAUUGA